AGCCGAAAACACCAAAGAAGAAGAAGAAGAGGAAGACACACAAACAGAUCCCCCGGUAUUUCACGGGAACGAUUUUGCCCAAGGAGACUAUUUGAUUUUGUCCCAUCUAGCGAGCCGACGCCAGCUGCUCACAGGGUUCCGUUCAGCUUUCUUGGCUUUCUUUUAUAGUCUCAUUUUAGGCGGGAGGUCGUUCUCGCUCUCGCAACACCGGCGUGCACCAUGGCAGGGCCGCUGUGCCUUGCCCGCCGCCUCCAUGUCUCUGCCCCGGUCAUCCUGCGGCAGGCCCUGAGGAGUUUUAGUGUCACAGCAGCAAGACCCAGAGAAACAGCAGCAGCAGAGACAGCAAUAAGAAGUGAAAGCAGAAAUUCUCCUGCCAUAUUUGAUGAGGAAUUUGAUGACAGUGAUGUCGUCGUGCCACGGGAAGCCUGGAUUGAAACUCUGGACACCAGCGUUGCAUCACCCCUGACAGGCCUGAUACACCUUCACCCCCGGGUGUUUGGUGCUUACCCAAGGCUUGACCUUAUUCAUGAGAACGUAGUCUGGCAGCAGAAAUAUCGUGCAGUAAAUACGGCCCACACCAAAUUACGAUCAGAGGUGCGAGGUGGCGGGAAGAAACCGUGGCCUCAGAAGGGACUGGGUCGGGCAAGACAUGGCUCCAUACGGUCUCCUUUAUGGCGUGGUGGAGGGGUCGUGCACGGGCCCCGGGCGAAUACCACACAGUUCUACAUGUUGCCCUUUUUUAAACGAGUGCGGGGACUCACCUCAACACUUUCUGCUAAGUUUGCACAGGAUGACCUAAAGGUUGUGGAAAACCUUGAUAUACCAUCCGAUGAGUCGGGGUACCUGCAGAAGCUGUGUGAGGACCGUGCCUGGGGAAUAUCUGUUCUCUUUGUGGAUGAUACUGACCUCAUGCCACGCAACAUCACCCUUGCCUCGGACACCCUCAUGCACAUGAACCUGAUGCCUGUGUAUGGCCUCAACGUACACAGUAUGCUGAAGCAUGAAACUUUAGUGCUUACGGUGGCGGCGGUGAGGCGCAUCGAGGAGAGGCUCCUCUACCACAUGAACAGACCGGACUUGACAAUGGCCCACAAAAAGUUUAAAAAGUAGCCCAGUAGAGACAGGAUAUUGUGGUUCUGUGGGCAGUUAGUGGCCAGAGUUUCUUUAAUGUUUCAGGUUGCGUUGAAAAAUGUACGUUGAUGCAUCUUUACUGAAAAACUUGCUGAAUGGUUCACAUGCUGCAUUAAAAUUAUAGAGCUUCAAAAUGUAGCAUUCAUUAUUAUGUUUAUGAGAUCUAAAUGUACAUAAAACAUCUAUGAAAGUUUGAAUGAUUUAUAUAAUAAACAUGUAGAUAUAUUUGUG
This is a messenger RNA of Eriocheir sinensis (Chinese mitten crab), 1362 nucleotides long. Its product is annotated as 39S ribosomal protein L4, mitochondrial-like. Gene Ontology annotation, molecular function: structural constituent of ribosome. Gene Ontology annotation, biological process: translation. The record is from RefSeq and is a predicted model, not a curated record. Bases 220 to 1110 code for a protein of 296 amino acids. NCBI's taxonomy places the organism in Eukaryota, Metazoa, Arthropoda, Malacostraca, Decapoda, Varunidae. Gene Ontology annotation, cellular component: ribosome. The transcript is spliced from 9 exons.